Necator americanus (New World hookworm) is the source of this 390-nucleotide messenger RNA. RefSeq lists its product as uncharacterized. NCBI's taxonomy places the organism in Eukaryota, Metazoa, Nematoda, Chromadorea, Rhabditida, Ancylostomatidae. Bases 1 to 390 code for a protein of 129 amino acids. The transcript has a single exon. The record is from RefSeq and is a predicted model, not a curated record.
AUGCUAGGAGUAUCCCGUUUCACGCAAGUGAGGGACGGGAUUCGAAGUUCUCUCCUACGUCAACGAUCGAAGAUUAGAGACGCCGCCGCGUUUGCCAAGGAAAGUAAAAUAAGGUGGACCGGACACGUGAUGCGCUUUAAUGACAACCGUUGGACCAGAGCCGUGAGCGACUGGGUUCCCCGCGAUAUUAAGCGCACUACAGGAAGACCGCCGAUCCGAUGGUCAGAUUUCUUCACGAAGUCCUUCAAAGAAAAAUAUGAUGCUCUUCGUGUCCCACGCGAAAGGAAGAACCACUGGGCUACUUUGGCACGCGAUCGGAACAAAUGGAAGAAUUAUUGGCGCCCGCUCGAGCAAAAUCUUCCUACCCUCAGUAAUUUCUGGGAUCGCUAA